Molecule: messenger RNA, 1887 nt
Organism: Auanema sp. JU1783
Lineage: Eukaryota; Metazoa; Nematoda; Chromadorea; Rhabditida; Rhabditidae
Source: the annotation of a GenBank genome assembly
AUGGCUUCUAUCCAGUGCCUUAAUCCUAAGGCUGAACUUGCUCGACAUGCUGCAGCUCUUGAGCUCAAUAUCAGUGGAGCUCGUGGAUUACAAGAGGUUAUGCGCUCUAACCUUGGGCCUAAGGGAACAUUGAAAAUGCUUGUAUCCGGAUCUGGAGAUAUUAAGCUGACCAAGGACGGAAACAUCCUUCUCCACGAAAUGUCUAUCCAACACCCAACUGCCUCUAUGAUUGCUAAGGCUUCUACUGCUCAAGAUGAUGUUACUGGUGAUGGAACUACUUCCACUGUUCUCUUGAUCGGAGAAAUGUUGAAGCAAGCUGAAACUUAUGUUUUGGAGGGCGUUCAUCCACGUCUCCUCACUGAAGGUUUUGAGUGGGCUAACACUAAGACCCUUCAGUUCUUAGAAUCUUUCAAAGAGAAGAUCACUGUCGACAGAGCCACCCUCAUUGAUGUUGCUCGCACUUCUUUGCGCACCAAGCUCCAUUACAAACUUGCAGAUCAUAUCACCGAAUGUGUCGUUGAUGCUGUUCUUGCUAUCCGUACCGGUGAUGAAGCCCCAGAUCUCCAUAUGGUUGAGAAGAUGGAAAUGCAACACGAGAGUGACAUGGACACCCAGCUUAUCAGAGGUCUUGUUCUUGAUCAUGGUGCUCGUCACCCAGAUAUGCCAAAACAAGUUAAGGAUGCUUACAUUUUGACUUGCAACGUCUCUUUGGAGUACGAGAAGACUGAGGUCAACUCUGGACUCUUCUAUAAAACCGCUGCUGAACGCGAGAAACUUUUGGGUGCUGAGAGAGAAUUCAUCACUAGACGUGUUGAGAAGAUCAUCGCUCUUAAGAAACAAGUUUGCUCUGGGGAUAAUGCUAACAGAGGAUUUGUCGUCAUUAACCAAAAGGGUAUCGAUCCUCCAUCUCUUGAUCUCCUUGCCAAUGAAGGAAUCCUUGCUCUUCGCCGUGCUAAGAGAAGAAACAUGGAAAGACUCCAAUUAGCUGUUGGUGGAGAAGCUGUCAACUCCGUCGAUGAUCUCACUCCAGAAGUUCUCGGAUACGCUGGAACAGUUUAUGAACAUGUUUUGGGAGAAGAGAAGUACACCUUCGUUGAGGACUGCAAGGACCCCAAGUCCGUAACUCUCCUCAUCAAGGGACCCAACAAGCACACAAUCACUCAGAUUAAGGAUGCUCUUCAUGAUGGUCUCCGUUCAGUUUUCAACGCUAUCACUGACAAAGCCCUCGUUCCUGGUGCUGGAGCUUUUGAAAUUGGAGCUUACUGUAUGCUCAUGAAGGAAGUUCAAAACCUUAAGGGACGUGCCCGUCUUGGAGCUAUGGCUUACGCUAAUGCCCUCCUUGUCAUCCCUAAGACCUUAGCUAUGAACUCAGGUUAUGAUGCCCAAGAAACCAUCGUUAAACUAACUGAAGCCAGAAACGACACUGGUUUACCAGUAGGACUCGAUGUUAACACAGGAGAAAGUUAUCAACCAAAUCAGAAAUAUCGUCAAACCGUCAUGUUCACCGCUACGAUGUCUCAUGAUAUCGAACGACUAGCUCGAAGUUUUUUACGACGACCAGCUGUUGUACAUAUAGGAUCUAUUGGCAAGCCUACCGAGCGUAUCGANAUCAAGGAUGUGUCCCUGGUACUCAAUUACGAUAUGGCUAAAUCGAUCGAAGACUACACUCACAGAAUUGGUCGUACUGGACGUGCCGGAAAAUCUGGAUUGGCUAUUACGUUCUUAACACCUGAAGAUUCUCUCCUAUUCUAUGACAUGAAGCAAAUGCUUGUGGAAUCGCCAUGUUCAACAUGCCCGCCGGAACUCGCUAAUCACCCCGAUGCACAACAAAAGCCUGGAACUUUCGUUGCGAAGAAAAGACAAGAUGAAACAUUGUAUCUUAAAUAG